This is a messenger RNA of Bombina bombina (fire-bellied toad), 1454 nucleotides long. RefSeq names its product WD repeat domain 83 (gene WDR83). The record is from RefSeq and is a predicted model, not a curated record. Lineage: Eukaryota; Metazoa; Chordata; Amphibia; Anura; Bombinatoridae. Gene Ontology annotation, molecular function: protein binding. The transcript is spliced from 10 exons. Gene Ontology annotation, cellular component: catalytic step 2 spliceosome. Gene Ontology annotation, biological process: mRNA splicing, via spliceosome. Bases 163 to 1101 code for a protein of 312 amino acids.
AGCAGAGAGGCUGUGAUCUAACCCGGAACCGGAAGUGUUUGGAGGUGCAUGUGAGUUCUGUUUACAACAUGAGAUAACUUUAACCUGAGAUUUGUGAUGCAAUAUGCAAUUGUUACAUAUAAAGGCCCCCUGGUUUCUGUAUGACUGUUUCUUCCAGUUGUCAUGUCUCUCCCAGCACCUAAACCCAAGCCUCCUGAGCUACCCAGAAAUUUAAAGCGCCGGUUAGACUGUAACCAGGGAGCUGUGCGGGCAGUGAGGUUUAAUGUUGAUGGGAACUACUGUCUUACCUGUGGGAGUGAUAAGUCUCUAAAGCUAUGGAAUCCACACAAAGGGACUAUGCUAAAAACCUACAGCGGGCAUGGAUAUGAUGUACUGGAUGCAGCAGGAUCAUGUGAUAAUAGCCAGCUGUGCUCCUGUAGCUCAGAUAAGACGGUGAUUUUGUGGGAUGUGGCACAGGGUCAAGUAAUUCGGAAAUUCCGGGGACAUGCAGGGAAGGUGAACUGUGUACAAUUUAAUGAGGAAUCAACAGUCAUUAUCUCAGGCUCUAUAGACUCCUCUAUCAGGUGUUGGGACUGUCGCUCUCGCAGGCCGGAUGCCAUACAGGUUUUGGAUGAAGCCAAAGAUGGGAUUUCUAGCAUCAAAGUAUCAGACCAUGAGAUCCUGGCAGGGUCCGUAGAUGGUCAACUACGUCGUUAUGACCUCCGGAAGGGAGAGAUGCACGCAGAUUAUAUUGGCAGCCCCAUUACAUGUGUGAGCUUCAGUCAGGAUUCUCAGUGUCUUCUGGCCUCUUCACUGGAUUCAGCUUUGCGCCUUCUUGAUAAAGACACGGGAGAACUACUGGGAGAAUAUACAGGACAUCAGAACAAGAGCUAUAAGCUGGACAGCUGCCUGAGUGAGAAGGACACCCAUGUGCUAAGCUGCUCUGAGGAUGGAACAGUUUGUUUCUGGGACUUGGUGGAGGGUUCCUUAGUUCUCAAGCUGCCAGUUAGUAAAGGGGCUGUCCAGUCUCUCUCAUUUCACCCUACAGAGCCCAUGUUGCUAACUGCAAGCGAGGGUGGCAUUCAAGUUUGGAGUGGAUCCUCACAGGAGGAAGAUUGUUGAGUGGAGAGAAUUCCCCAUUAAAUAAUUGUUGUGCAUUACAACUGUAAUAAUUAGUUGCAAUAGACUCUUAUUAUUUGUUCUGCUUCCUUUUUAAAUGACCAUACACUUUACUGUAUUACAUCCUUGGCUUCUAAAGUUACCAUUUUGUUCAGAAAAUGUUCUCUCCCCUUUGUAAUAUUAUUUGGAAGAUAUCUCAUGAUUUCACUUAUCCUGGAGCAAUAUUAUUUUAUUAUUUACAUGCAAAUGAACAAGGCAUUAUAUGUGUAUAUAACAAUUCCUCCUAAUUUGUCAUACAAAUAUGUCUACAACUCUAACACAUAACUAUUUAGAAAAAAUAAAGUUUUAUAAAAUCA